Messenger RNA from Schistocerca americana (American grasshopper), 390 nucleotides. Its product is annotated as ejaculatory bulb-specific protein 3-like. The record is from RefSeq and is a predicted model, not a curated record. The coding region runs from base 1 to 390 and encodes 129 amino acids. Lineage: Eukaryota; Metazoa; Arthropoda; Insecta; Orthoptera; Acrididae. The transcript is spliced from 2 exons.
AUGGCCCGUUGCUCGUUCGUUUUGCUCGCCGCCGCGCUGGCGCUGGUCGCAGCCCGGAGCCGCCUGCCCUCCCAGCUGGACGACAUCGACGCGGACGAGGCGCUGGCAGACCCGGCCAGGCUGGACGCCGCCGUCAGCUGCUUCCUCAGCGACGCCGACCACGACUGCAACAUCAGGUCCUGGGUCGCCAAGAGUCUGAUUGCGGAGAUGGUGAAGACCAACUGUGGUGUGUGUUCAGAAGGACAGAAGGCCGACAUCACCAAAUUCCUGGCGUUCAUUUCCAAGAAUAAGCCACAGGAGAUGAGGCAGCUGCUCGCCAGAUACGACCCCAAUGGCGAAGCUCUGGUCAAGUUUGGCGACGGCUGGAGGCAGAAGGGCAUCAGCGUCUGA